Molecule: messenger RNA, 921 nt
Organism: Rangifer tarandus platyrhynchus (Svalbard reindeer)
Lineage: Eukaryota; Metazoa; Chordata; Mammalia; Artiodactyla; Cervidae
Source: the annotation of a GenBank genome assembly
AUGGCGGGGCUGUCGCUCGCGCCCGGCCGGGUAAUGCGGCUUCCAGGCCGCCAACUUUGGAGUUUCUUUCCUCACGGAUUCGGGGUUUGGGGCCCAGGGAAGGGGACCGUGAGGGUCUUGUUGGGGCGGCUCUGCGCGAGGCCGGAGGGGGCAUGGCGGGCCUCGGGGCUCGCUGCCUGCUGCCUGGGGAGCCGCCCCCUCAGCACUGCAAUGCCGCCCCCGCCCGGGUCGUCGGGACCGGGACGGAAGGGCAGCAGAGACCCCACGCGCCCCUCGAAGCCCGGGCCUGUUUCCUGGAAGUCUUUAGCCGUCACAUUUGCUAUUGGAGGAGCUUUAUUGGCCGGAAUGAAGUACUUCAAGAAAGAAAAGACGGAGAAACUAGAGAAGGAACGGCAACGAAGCAUUGGAAAGCCUUUACUUGGGGGCCCAUUUUCCCUCACAACUCAUACUGGUGAACCCAAAACUGAUAAGGACUACCUGGGUCAAUGGGUAUUGAUUUAUUUUGGUUUUACUCAUUGUCCUGAUAUCUGUCCCGAAGAACUAGAAAAAAUGAUUCAAGUCGUGGAUGAAAUAGACAGUAUUCCAACUCUGCCAAAUUUAACUCCGCUUUUCAUCACUAUUGACCCAGAGAGGGACACAAAAGAAGCCAUCGCCAAUUAUGUAAAAGAAUUUUCUCCCAAACUGAUUGGCCUGACUGGCACAAAAGAAGAGAUCGAUCAAGUAGCCAGAGCAUUCAGAGUAUAUUACAGCCCUGGCCCCAAGGACGAAGAUGAGGACUACAUAGUGGAUCAUACAAUCAUAAUGUACUUGAUUGGACCAGAUGGUGAAUUUCUAGAUUAUUUUGGCCAGAACAAGAGGAAUGCAGAAAUAGCUGGUUCAAUUGCUGCACACAUGAGGACACACAGGAAAAAGAGCCAAUAA